Molecule: messenger RNA, 1143 nt
Organism: Gastrolobium bilobum
Lineage: Eukaryota; Viridiplantae; Streptophyta; Magnoliopsida; Fabales; Fabaceae
Product: NAC domain-containing protein 92
Exons: 3
Coding region: 10-1143 (377 amino acids)
Biological process (GO): regulation of DNA-templated transcription
Molecular function (GO): DNA binding
Source: RefSeq, a predicted model, not a curated record
GAAAAGGUCAUGUUAGCAAUGGAAGAGCUAUUAUGUGAACUUACUGAUCAUGAAAAGAGAAACAAGCAAGGUUUGCCACCAGGUUUUAGGUUUCACCCGACUGAUGAAGAACUUGUAACCUUUUAUUUGGCUUCAAAGGUGUUUAACGGCAGCUUCACUGAUAUCAAAUUUGCUGAGGUUGAUCUCAAUAGAUGUGAACCAUGGGAACUUCCAGAUGUGGCAAAGAUGGGGGAGAGAGAGUGGUAUCUGUUCAGCUUGAGGGACAGAAAAUACCCAACUGGACUAAGAACAAACAGAGCAACCGGAGCUGGAUACUGGAAGGCCACUGGGAAGGACAGGGAAAUUUACAGUGCGUCCAGUGGAGCCCUACUUGGCAUGAAGAAGACCCUUGUUUUCUACAAAGGCAGGGCCCCUCGUGGUGAAAAGACCAAAUGGGUCAUGCAUGAGUACCGUUUGGACGGUGACUUUUCCAUUUCCCACCCUCACACUCACACUUGUAAGGAGGAAUGGGUGAUAUGCAGGAUAUUUCAUAAAUCUGGGGAGAAGAAAACUCCACUGCUUCAAGUUCAAGGACAUUUGGUACCUUCUUUGUCCCCCACAAAAAGUUCUUUACCCCCAUUACAUGCAAGUCCAAUGACUUCCUUUUCACUUGAACUAGAAUGUCAAUCCCAAGUUCUGAUUCACCACCAAGAGCAAAAUGACCUCUCCCAUUCUCAUAUUUUCCCAUUGCAUGCAUUCCAACCUUCUUUCCCAAUAGCUGCUGCUAGUGCAUCAGGAGAAAUCACCAACACAAGAAACCAUCCAUCUUCGGAACUAUUCUUGAAGUCCAAGCUUUCGCAACAAUAUUCCACCCUGAAGGUCAAGGAACAGAAUAUUCCGAAAACGGAGGCUACAUUCUAUCAAUACCAAUUACUAGAUGACACUAAUAACUUGCGCUGGAUGGAAAAGUUGAAUCCAAAUCAAAGUAAUUUCCAGAACUCCUUCCCUCUAGAGAUGGAUGCUGACCUGAUGGUGUUCUCAGGAGCUGGAAAUGGUGAAUAUAGGGACAUGUACAAUUCAAUAGCCUUUAACAGAGUAGGGUUGCAACAGAUGCCAGAUACUCCUAUCGGAACAGAUUCUUGGCCGCUGGCCCAGAAUGUUUAG